ACAUUAUCAUUUAUGGCUCUGCAGGCCCGAUUAUCCAAUUACAAUUUGCACACCAUGUGCCAGAACUCCCUGAUUCGUUUUGAGUAACACCACCCAGCAGCAGCCUUGCAGGACGGCACGGGAAGAAGCAGUGUUUGUAAACACCACUUUCGCACUUCUACGCUGCUGCAUCAGCUUCCUCUCUGUGUUGGGCCAAUACAGGGCUUCGCUACCACAUCAUCCGACCAAGAUGCUUUCACUACAUCACUAACCCCAGCGAUUAUAAGUAGCACCUCAGAACGGGCCAAGAGUGACACUGAAUCUUUAGAAGCAGGCUGUAUCACACUGCAACAACACAGCCAAUAGCUACAGUCAUUACAGAGUAUCUCUGGUCCACAAAACCACAGAACUAAGCGUGCAGCCAGUGGCUGGAGCAAGGUCACCAUUUUAAUGUUUCAGAGGAGAUGAUCAGAGAGGCAUCUGUCCUAUGAGGAAAGAUUAAGUGAGCUCGGCCUGUUUAGCCUAGGGAAGGGGAGGUUGAGAGGGGAUCUUAUCAACCUCUAUAAAUACCUGAGGGGACAAUGUAAAGUGGAUGGGGCCAAACUCUUCUCAGUGGUGGCCAGUGAUAGGACAAGGGGUAAUGGGUAUAAAUUGAACCACAGGAGGUUUCAUCAUCAUACGAGGAAAAACUUCUUUACAGUUCAGGUGACUGGAACAGGCUGCCCAGAGAGGCUGGGGAGUCUCCUUUGGAGAUAUUCAAAACCCACUUAGAUGCCAUCCUGUGUAACAUGCUCUAGGUGACCCUACUUGAGCAGAGGUGUUGGGCUAGAGGAACUCUGGAGGUCCCUUCCAACCUCAACCAUUCUGUUAAGUCUGGACAACUAAGGGCAAAGCAUUCCACCAUAAAAUCGGACUCAAUAAGAGCUGAUGAUUUAAGGACUGAUUCCACUCAGAUCUUUUAGCAGAAGGAUCAUCCAAUGUUUAUGACAAGAAUCGUGGAACCAAAAGGGUUUUGAACCAACAAAAAAAAGGAGAUGCUGACUGAGUAACCCACUCACAAUGCUCUAUCUUGCCUCUGUCUUGCACUUAAACCAAAAGUCAAAUCAGGUUGUUCUGAACAUAUACGAGGGAGGGAAGAGGCAGAACAGGAAAGCAAAACAAGACAGAGUUAGAAUGUGAAACAGAAUUGCUCUACUUUGGGUCUGAUUAUUAAUUAUUUUUUUUUAUUAAAUCCCCACCCUACCCCGCCUUUAAAAUUCAGGUUACUUAGAAAACAUGAAUCACAUAACAAAAUGUUUCAUUUUAAUAUCUCCGAAAUGUAUGUUCUGUAUUCUCUCCUAUUUUCCUCCCUUUUCAGCCAAACCAAGUUGACCAAAUACAACAGUUUUCUCCCUUAAUUACAUUUCAAGGCAAACUUACUGUCUACUGAAAGACAGGGGAAUAAGUCAAUAUACACAAGACAAGAAAAUGCAAAGUUAGCAUGAGGACAAUUGUAUUGAGGAGUUCAUAACCCUUCUCAAUUUCAACAACUCCUACAUUUAGUGUGUUAAUGUACCCCAGUCUUCUGUGCAACAGUAAUCUUCUAACAUGUACUGUAGGUCAAAGGAGAAUUUAUGUUUCAUGGAACCACUUCAGUUAAAUUACAUUACAUUAAUCUAAAUUGCCCAAUCUUAGCACAAAAGAAUUGCUAAAUAAUCACCAACAUGCAAAAACAAACCUAAACCAAUUAUUAAAAAAAAUCAGUAAUUUUAAUUUUAAAAAAUCUGUAAUAAUUUAACAACAACAACAAAGUGGUAGAAAUCAAGUUAGCUCUUAUGUCUUUUUUCCUCUAUUAUUUUCCCUCUAGAACGUAAAAGUGGAUUCAACAUUUUGAAGUCAUAGAAUAUCCCGAGCUGGAAGGGACCCAUAAGGAUCAUCGAGUCCAACUCCUGGAAGUCAGACCAAUACAAUGCACAGGCCCCUGGUUCCUUGAUCAUGUUUUAUUUUACCUUGACAAAUUUUUAUGACCUGGAGAGACUACUUAAGUCAGCCUUCUCAAAAUACAGCAGUUUACAAUGUCAUAAUAUCCUAAUGGAGUUAGUUGUUCUAGGUGCAAGUAAGCUUCUGGGCAAGGAAAAAACAGUUCAAUGCCAAUUAAGGCUUAAAUAUAAUGUCUAGUGACUCUCAAAGUCAGAACAUUGCAGUUACAUGUCCAGACGUAUUCCUUAGGCAUUUCUGCAGCUAUUUUUAACAGAAUUUGCUAUGAUCAGUGCACAUAUGUGGACACAGAACAACAGCAAAACCUCACACAUAAAUCAAAACAGCACAGUGAGUAGGUCAACAACUUCACCUUAGUUCCAAAACCUGUCAUUUUCAAAGGCAGAGCUGCAAAGAAACUAAAAAGUCAGCUUGAUACAUGUUAACUAGUCCUGGAAUUUGAUCUUUCCGUGCGGUAAUCCCUCUUUGCAUAUUAGGAAAGGUUCAAGGACAUCUACUGGUAAGAAAAAUAAUGCAACAUCUCCCAUUCUCGCUAAGAGCUUAACUGACACAUGAAUCAAACUUUAGAUGAUGAGAGAAUAAAGAAAACAGUCAAAGCUGUCACUUCUACCAGCCAAAAAUGCUGCCACAACCCAAAGAUGAGUGCAAAAGAUGAAAGCACAACUCUGCGGUGCCCAACAAUAUCGCCUCGGAAUAAUUAAACAAACAAACAAAAAAUUGCUCUCAUGGUUUGUAUCUAUGACUUCAUCAAAAACCCAAACUGCUACAGUUACCAGCCACGAGGUGACUCCAAUCACAUGCAGGCACUGUUGUUUUCACGAGAAUCUGGUGGCUUUUCAAACUUAUCUCACAGCUACCUACCAAGACAAAAGUACUCCACCACAAAACAGAUACACCCAUGCACUCAAUUACACCUCCUGGGGGGGUGUAAUUGUGUUGGGUGUUCUCUCCAUCACGUUCCAUACUGCCACAUGGGAAGGAAAAGAGUUGGUUGCUACAGGAUACCCCAAAGGCACCAUCUCCAACACUGUGUCACCACGGUGUCACCUCCUAGUUUUAUGCGGAAGUGGUCAAAAAGCCUGAAAUAUUUAAAACAGUCACUAUUUUUUGAUGAUAUAUGAACUCAGCUUAUCUGCAAGUAUGGAGUUUAUCUGCAGGUAGGAGCCAUGCCAGCAGAAAAUCCAAAGAGGUGAUUCACAAACUACUGAGAAAGGGUGCUUAAAACGAAAGCGCCAGCUCAGUUACAACCAUGGUCUUCCCGGGGCAAUGGCAUCACAUGAAAUAUCAAGAAAUGUGUCAAUAACUGAUAGUGUCGUGUUACUCCUAACACUACUGAGGAGGCCACCAACCUACUGGCACUUCAAACCACUAGAAGUUUGCAGAAAACAAAGUGGCUGAAACUAGCUACGAAGCCGCAGCGACCCUUUUGAUGAGCUCGGCCUGCUCCAAAUGCCUGCGGAUUGAGGAUUCCCUGCCCCAGACCCAGCCUCUCCCGCACAGAGAGAGUGCCCUCGGUGGGGGGCUGACAGAAGGCGGGUUGAGAGAAGGGGGCUGCCUCGGGGCCCCUCACAGCGCCGAGCCCCGUGCCUGGCUGCCUCCCCCGGCGAGGUAAGGACACCGCCCGCCUCCGCCAGGCCCCGCCGCUCCCCGGCGCUGGGCCGGGGCGGGCCCGCUUCGUGUUUACCAACAUGGGAGGAGCCCGGCAGAAGCCGCGCCGCUUUCGCUUCGCCAGAGGCUGCGGGACAGCGCUAGGGCAUGGCCCGGGGACUCCUCGCCCUGCUCUUCGUGGCUGUCUUAAUUACUGAAGCAGAGUGUAAAGAUGAUACUGAACAUCCCAUACAUGUAGCAUACAAUAGAUCUAUUACAAGAAAGAGGAUCAUUGCUAAGAGGGAAAUUAAAUGUACUGAGGAUGAGUACAAUUUAAAUGGUCAGUGUUGCAAGAAAUGUGAACCUGGUUAUGUUAAAAAUACUGACUGCCCAACAAACACUGGAGAACACUGUGUAUCAUGUAACUCUGGAGAGUACAUGGAUCAUGCCAACGAUGAGAGAGAGUGUAAGAGAUGUGCUUCGUGCGACAGCGAAUUUGGUUUUCAGGUUGGAAAGAAAUGUACCAAAAAACAGAACACAGAAUGCAUCUGUGCACAGAACUAUUUUUGCAGUUCUGUACCAUGUACUACACAUUGCGAGCGAUGUAACACAUGUGAAAAUGUCCCAGUUGAAGAAGAAUGUACUCCAACUUCAGACACUGUGUGCAGAGCAGAAGGAAUGCCAUCAUGGGGCAUUGCAGCUGUGGUCAUACUUGUGAUAGUAUUAUUAGGAACUGGACCACUAUUAAUAUUCUGCAAGAGAAAACGUAAGGGUCUUACUUGCCAGGAGAACCCAGGUGAAACACUCCCUGAAAUAAUUAUACCGCUUGUAUAUACAGAUGUUGACCUGAGCAGCCACAUCCCUAUUAUUGUGGAAGAGAUGACACUCCCACAAGUCAAGAAGUUUGUCCGUUAUCGCCAAAUAUCAGAUCCUGUCAUUGAUCAAGUAUCGCAGGACAAUAUUAAUGAUGCAUCUGAACAGAAGAUUAAGCUGUUUCAAGCCUGGUAUCAAAGUCAUGGGAUUAAAGGAGCCUAUGGAACCCUACUAAGCAGCCUGAGAACGUUAAAAAUGUGUGCUGUAGCUGAUAAAAUUGAGGAAAAGCUGAAGACAGUUGUUUCCAGCAAUCAAGAAGGGGGACAAUCUUAUAAUGAUGAUACUGAGCAAAGCAAAACCUGCAGUCAGGAAGGUGGGAAGUCUUAUCAUGAUAAUGCUGAGCUAAGUAAAACCUAUUCUGAUAGCUUGGAAGAGACAUAGCAUGGAGUCAUUUGACAGUUAUUUCUGACUGAAGUAGUAUUUUUUAAAUACUACCACUAACAAACCUUUUAAAUGCCAUUGUUGUUGGCAGCUGUGAAAGUUUCAAGGUAGUUAUAAUACAAACGAGGAAUAAUUACGAUUUUUGUAGAGGUAUGUUUCCUUUAAAAGAGUCUUACCUGUUGAUUUUGAUUGUAAAAAACUAGGAGGAGAAGUUUUCUGGCUUACUUAAUAAAAGUAGCAGUCGAAGAGUUCUGCUAUAGGACAUGCUACAAAAAGAAAAUAGUAGUAAUUGGCAGAAAGGUUUAGCCCAAAUGUGUGGUCCUGCAUGCAAAUCAAUGAAUUUCUUACGUUAAAGUUCUGAAAUGUUGCAUUUUUGAAAGUGAAAACUCCAGCGUUAAGAGUUUACGCAAUGUACAAGGACGAAUGCUUAGAGAGAAAACAAACAAACAAACACUCAACCUUUUGUACCUCAUUAGUUCUGAAUAUAGUAUUAAUGUAUAAUCAUAUUUUGCCCUGUUGUAAAUGUGAUUUCUCCCUUGUGUGAAAGCACCUGUGUGUGUAUAUUUAUAUUAGUUUUCUAUGUCAAAGCCCCCACUAUUAAGUAAAAGUAUUAUUUCCCUUAUUAUCUGCACUGACUUCAAGCCUAUUUUGACAUUAAAACCCUUGAAGGAAGCAGAAACAGGAGCUGGAGUAGCACAACAAAAACAUGGAUUUUUGAAGGCAACCUGCACAAGCGGUAAAGUCUCCAGACCCAAUCAUGCAACAGCCAACAUUAUCUUUUCUAAUGCAGGAACGGCUACAAUGAAAAUAUCAUCUAAUAAAUUAAAAUAAAUAAAUAAAUAAACCCAA
Molecule: messenger RNA, 5646 nt
Organism: Cygnus olor (mute swan)
Lineage: Eukaryota; Metazoa; Chordata; Aves; Anseriformes; Anatidae
Gene: FAS
Product: Fas cell surface death receptor
Exons: 9
Coding region: 3712-4797 (361 amino acids)
Biological process (GO): regulation of stress-activated MAPK cascade; immune response; extrinsic apoptotic signaling pathway in absence of ligand
Cellular component (GO): CD95 death-inducing signaling complex; membrane raft; external side of plasma membrane
Molecular function (GO): tumor necrosis factor receptor activity; protein binding
Source: RefSeq, a predicted model, not a curated record